UCUGGUUGGAUAUCAAUCUGCUAACGUGAUUCGCCUCACCAGAUUCCGCGAUCCUCUAAGGUGCCCCGCUCUCCUCCCCUGCUCAGCCGUCUCUCUGUUGCAAAUCGCCUUGAUUACCUGAGGUGUCUACUCUUUCUGAACGGCUGACACCAUUGAUCAAGCGACGCCUUUCUUAGCGCCCUGCUAUGAUGCUACCAUCUAGCGAAGCCAGGGGAGCACAGCCAGGACGGGCACUGGUUUUAGAAAGGGCGUGGAAUGUCGAGUGAAGCCUCAUCUGCAGUUGGGGGAAUUGGAGACGCUUUUCGUGCUUAUGCCAAGCAGCUCGAUGCGGUGAAUGAGCGCAGAGAGAGACUGGUGAAGGCGAGCAGGGACGUCACAAUUGCAAGCAAGAAAGUGAUCUUUGCAGUGCACCGUCUUCCAGCUGAUGGUGCUGGUGGUGGGGCAGAAGAGGCCGCGUUGGGCCAAGCAGAGAAAGAUCUGCAGCUUAUCAGAAAGACCAGUAUCAAGAGAGUAGCCCAAGAGCUUCAAGAUGAGGACUACUGGAGGUUUAGCCGAGCUUUCUCCCCAGGGAUGCAAGAGUACGUCGAAGCGACGGCUGUCCUGCAUUACGCCAAGACGGGGCGCCUGCUGACGUAUGCGGAAGCCAAUGCGGAGCUAAGUGAAGUCCAGGAUGCGGGGGGCCAAGCGUUCCGGCUUAGCGCCGCUGAUUACCUUCUCGGGAUCACUGAUCUUACUGGAGAAGUGAUGCGGCUGGCCAUCAGCAGCGUGGCCGCAGGCAACAAGGGGGCGGCCGCCAGCAUGGCCGCAUUUGUGGGGGCCGUCUACGAGGGUUUCCACGUUGUACCCAUGGUGGCAGAACUGCGAAGGGACCUGGCAAAGAAGCUCGAGGUCAUGCGCAGCAGCCUCGUCAAAAUCGAGACUGCUAGCUACAUGGUCCACGUACGUGGCUCUGAAUAUCCAGAGCAGUUUCUGGCGGAGAGGCUUGCGGAAGCACCCGAAGAUCGGUUGGACCCUGACAUGUAAUGUACAUUAAAGACGGAAGGCUACAUGUUCAAAUUCCAUUUUUUGUGUCGAUGUUUGAGUCUUUCCCUGCCGAAGGAAGAUUGAUUACCUUUCAAAUGUCACCUAAAUGUCAAGCCAAGCCUGUAGGGUUUUGCUUCGACCCAAUUUUUCGACAGAUCACUGUGGGCAUGCAAACGUUUUGAGUCCAUUCGAGUUGGAGCUAAGGUUCACUGCAACUAGCCUAGUAGCCUAGUAGCCUAGUAGCUGUGUCAAGCACGCAACGUGCGGGCGUCACUAGGUUUGUCGGUGCAAGUGUUGCUGCACUAGACGGUUGAUGUUCUAGGCUGGUGUGUAUCGUGAUGUAGAUCGGAUCAUGUUGCAG
Messenger RNA from Klebsormidium nitens, 1384 nucleotides. The record is from the annotation of a GenBank genome assembly. NCBI's taxonomy places the organism in Eukaryota, Viridiplantae, Streptophyta, Klebsormidiophyceae, Klebsormidiales, Klebsormidiaceae.